ACUGGGUCUCACUUCCAUUGACAGCUGAAAAGGUGGUGUUUCCUAAUCAGCAAAACCAUUUUUCGAGUCAAAGACAGAGACCAUCCUUCACGGAAAGAAAUGCAGGAGAGAAUAUAGGGAGAGAAAAAUCUUGAUUCUUGAGAGACAUCAAGGAAGAAGAUCGAGCAGAGAGAGAUUUUGUUGAUUGAUUGAAGGAUCAGAGAUGGCUUCCUCACCGGACCCUCCAAAUCCAAUCUCGAAACCCACUUCUUCAUCACUGAAAUCAUCGGCGUUAGCCAGUAAUCCAACCCCCACCAAAUCCACAUGGGUCCUCCCUUACAGGACCCAGACCCUUCACCAGUUGUACACCAUGGGCAAGAAACUCGGGCAAGGGCAGUUUGGUACAACCUAUCAAUGCACGGAGAACGCCUCGGGAAACCUCUAUGCCUGCAAGAGCAUCCCCAAGAAGAAGCUGUUCUGCAAGGAGGACUAUGAGGAUGUGUGGAGGGAGAUUCAGAUAAUGCACCAUUUAUCUGAGCACCCAAAUGUGGUGAGGAUAAAGGGCACCUAUGAGGAUGCGGUGAAUGUGCACAUAGUCAUGGAGCUGUGCGCGGGUGGGGAGUUGUUUGAUAGGAUUGUGGAGAAAGGGCAAUACAGCGAGAGAGAGGCUGCUAAGCUAAUCAAGACCAUUGUUGGGGUCGUCGAGGCUUGCCACUCUUUGGGGGUAAUGCAUAGAGAUCUCAAGCCAGAGAACUUCUUGUUCCUUAGCUCCAACGAGGAUGCUGCUCUCAAGGCCACUGAUUUUGGUCUUUCUGUUUUCUAUAAACCUGGGGAAACAUUCUCUGAUGUAGUUGGAAGCCCCUACUAUGUGGCACCAGAGGUUCUGUGCAAGCAUUAUGGACCUGAAUCAGAUGUAUGGAGUGCUGGGGUUAUCUUGUACAUAUUACUAAGUGGUGUCCCUCCUUUCUGGGCAGAAACUGAUGUGGGGAUUUUCCGCCAGAUAUUGCAAGGGAAACUAGAUUUGGAAUCUGAACCAUGGCCUGGAAUUUCAGAUAGUGCCAAAGAUUUGAUUCGUAAAAUGCUUGACCGGAAUCCGAAAAGGAGGUUGACAGCCCAUGAAGUCUUAUGCCACCCUUGGAUUGUGGAUGACAGUAUGGCCCCCGACAAGCCUCUUGACUCUGCAGUUCUUUCACGCUUGAAACAGUUCUCUGCAAUGAAUAAACUCAAAAAGAUGGCUUUACGUGUGAUCGCUGAGAGGCUAUCUGAAGAGGAGAUUGGUGGUCUGAAGCAGCUGUUCAAAAUGAUUGAUACAGACAACAGUGGAACUAUAACCUUUGAUGAGCUGAAAGAGGGAUUAAGACGAGUUGGAUCUGAAUUAAUGGAAUCGGAGAUCAAGGAUCUUAUGGAUGCUGCAGACGUUGACAACAGCGGGACAAUAGACUACGGAGAGUUUCUUGCUGCUACCCUACACUUGAACAAGCUAGAAAGAGAAGAAAAUCUAAUGUCCGCCUUCUCUUUCUUUGAUAGAGAUAGUAGUGGUUACAUAACCAUCGAUGAGCUUCAGCAAGCCUGCAAAGACUUUGGUCUAAGCGAGCUUAACCUUGAUGAAAUGAUCAGAGAAAUUGAUCAAGAUAACGACGGGCAAAUAGACUAUGGAGAAUUUGCAGCAAUGAUGAGGAAUGGCAAUGGGGGCGUCGGAAGAAGAACCAUGCGAAACACACUCAAUUUGAGAGAAGCCCUGGGACAACUUGUAAUACCGGAGCAUGAGGAGAGUAAUGAAUGAACAAAUUUUCAGAUAGUUUCCAAUUUCAUCAUAAUUGGGGACUGGAGUUGAGACUAGAAGGUUUAACCUUAAGCUUUCAUGUUGAGGGAGGGAGGGAGGCUCUCUUCAUUUUCUUGCUUUUUGGAUGGGCUGCUACUCUACUCUUCUAUAUAUAUAUUCUCAGCCUUCAAUACUUUGCCAUAUUCCAUUUGUAUGGGAAUUUUGUGGAUACUCUUUAUCUAUUGUUUAAUGUUCUCUACUGACUUCAA
Messenger RNA from Ipomoea nil (Japanese morning glory), 2010 nucleotides. RefSeq names its product calcium-dependent protein kinase SK5-like. The coding region runs from base 203 to 1762 and encodes 519 amino acids. The record is from RefSeq and is a predicted model, not a curated record. NCBI's taxonomy places the organism in Eukaryota, Viridiplantae, Streptophyta, Magnoliopsida, Solanales, Convolvulaceae. The transcript has 7 exons. Gene Ontology annotation, molecular function: calcium ion binding; ATP binding; calcium-dependent protein serine/threonine kinase activity. Gene Ontology annotation, biological process: intracellular signal transduction; protein autophosphorylation; peptidyl-serine phosphorylation. Gene Ontology annotation, cellular component: cytoplasm; nucleus.